Acaromyces ingoldii is the source of this 5481-nucleotide messenger RNA. Its product is annotated as putative CHC1-clathrin heavy chain. Gene Ontology annotation, molecular function: clathrin light chain binding; structural molecule activity. The record is from RefSeq and is a predicted model, not a curated record. NCBI's taxonomy places the organism in Eukaryota, Fungi, Basidiomycota, Exobasidiomycetes, Exobasidiales, Cryptobasidiaceae. Bases 225 to 5294 code for a protein of 1689 amino acids. The transcript is spliced from 2 exons. Gene Ontology annotation, biological process: intracellular protein transport; receptor-mediated endocytosis; Golgi to endosome transport. Gene Ontology annotation, cellular component: clathrin coat of trans-Golgi network vesicle; clathrin coat of coated pit; actin cortical patch.
CACACCUCCAUUUCUUCCUCCUCGCUUCUCAGUUCACGACCACUGCGCACCCCUCGAUUGAGACACCUUCGCCCCUCCCCCCUAAUCGGCUCAUUUGUCGUAAGGCUGCUUACCGAAGAGGUCGAGGUGUAGACGUCAAUCGAUUCGGGCAAAGCCGUUACUGGCCACCCGCCUCGAGAUACGAAUCGGACCAACACGUUUAGCUCAAAAGGCGCAUACACACCAUGGCGGACAAGCCCAUUGCCUUUGCCGAGCACUGCCAGCUGCAGGCGCUCGGCAUCUCGCAAGAGUUCUGCACGUUUGCCAACACGACGCUUGAGUCGGAGCGCUUCGUCUGUGUGAGGGAGAACAACCAGGUGUGCAUCGUGGACCUCAAUGAUGCCAACAAUGUAAUGCGGAGACCCAUCACGGCCGACUCGGCGAUCAUGAACCCAGUGCAAAAGAUCAUCGCGCUCAAGUCGGGUCAGACGCUGCAGAUCUUCAACAUCGAGGCAAAGGCAAAAGUCAAGUCUCACGCCAUGUCCGAGGAUGUGCAAUUCUGGAAAUGGGUCUCCAACACAACGAUUGGCCUCGUCACUCAGAGUUCGGUUUACCAUUGGUCCAUGGAGGGCGACGGCGGCCCGCAGAAGGUCUUUGAUCGGCAUCAGAGCCUCUCGGGGAGCCAGAUCAUCAACUACCGAGUCUCGCCCGACGAGAAAUGGCUCGUCCUGGUCGGCAUUUCGGGCAACACUUCGGGAGCACCAAACGCGUUCAAAGUCAAGGGCAACAUGCAGCUCUACAGCAGAGAUCGAGGCGUCAGCCAGCCCAUCGAGGGCCACGCUGCCGCCUUUGCCGAGCUCAAAACGGACAGUGGCCCGUCUCCCUACAAGCUCUUCACCUUUGCCAACCGCACGGCCACGGGCGCCAAGCUCCACGUCGUCGAGAUUGACCACCAAGCCAACAACCCCACGUUCACAAAGAAAGCCGUCGACGUCUUCUUCCCGCCGGAAGCCACAAAUGAUUUCCCAGUUGCGAUGCAGGUCAGCAAGCGGUAUGGCAUUGUCUACCUCGUGACAAAGUACGGCUUCAUUCACCUCUAUGACCUCGAGAGCGGGACAUGCAUCUACAUGAACCGAAUCUCGGGCGAGACGAUCUUUGUCACGGCUGAGCACGAGACGACGAGUGGCAUCAUUGGCAUUAACCGCAAGGGACAGGUGCUUUCGGUCUCUGUCGAUGAGAACACCGUCAUCCCAUACAUUCUCCAGACGCUCAACAACACCGAGCUCGCCUUCAAGCUGGCCUCGCGUGGUGACUUGCCCGGCGCCGACGACCUCUACCUGCAGCAGUUUCACUCGCUCUUCAGCACAGGCCAGUACGGCGAGGCGGCCAAGAUCGCCGCCAACUCACCGCGGGGCAUCUUGCGGACGACGCAGACGAUUGAGCAGUUCAAGCAGGUCCCCAACCAGCCCGGCACCCUCUCGCCCAUCCUGCAGUACUUUGGCAUCCUUCUGGAAAAGGGAACACUCAACAAGUUUGAGUCGCUCGAGCUGGCCAGGCCGGUGCUGCUGCAGAACAGGAAGCACCUGCUGGAGAAAUGGCUCAAGGAGAACAAGAUUGAGUGCUCCGAGGAGCUCGGUGACAUUGUCCGGCAGCACGACAUGAACCUCGCGCUGAGCGUCUACCUGCGAGCCAACGUGCCCAACAAGGUUGUCGCCUGCUUUGCCGAGACGGGACAGUUCAACAAGAUCGUCCUCUAUGCCAAAAAGGUCGGCUACACGCCAGACUAUGCCGCGUUGCUCCAGCACAUCGUUCGCAUCAACCCAGAGCAGGGCGCAGAGUUUGCCAGCAGCCUCGUGCAGGACGAGGGCGGCCCAUUGGUUGACGUGGAGCGAGUGACGGACAUCUUCAUGAGCCAGAACAUGAUCCAGCAGGCGACGAGCUUCCUCCUCGACGCUCUCAAGGACAACAAGCCCGAGCAGGCCCAUCUGCAGACGCGCCUCCUGGAGAUGAACCUCGUCAACGCUCCCCAGGUCGCCGACGCCAUUCUGGGCAACGAAAUGUUCACCCACUAUGAUCGACCCCGCAUCGCCAACCUGUGCGAAAAGGCUGGGCUCCUGCAACGUGCACUCGAACACUACGAGGACCAGGCAGACAUCAAGCGCGUCGUGGUGCACUCGAAUCUGCUCAACUCCGAGUGGCUCGUCAACUACUUUGGCACCCUCACCGUUGAACAGAGCCUCGACUCGAUGAAGGAGAUGCUCAAGGUCAACAUCCGACAGAAUCUCUCUGUUGUUGUGCAGAUCGCGACAAAGUACUCGGACCUUCUUGGACCCGUCAAGCUGAUCGAGAUGUUUGAGUCCUUCAAGAGCUUCGAAGGUCUCUACUACUACCUCGGCUCCGUCGUCAAUCUCAGCACAGACCCAGAGGUUCACUUCAAGUACAUUCAGGCCGCCACCCGCACCGGCCAGAUCCGUGAGGUUGAGCGCAUUUGCAGAGAGAGCAACUACUACAACGCCGAGAAGGUCAAGAACUUCCUCAAAGAGGCCAAGCUGUCGGACCAGCUUCCGCUUAUCAUCGUCUGCGACCGCUUCGACUUCGUCCACGACUUGGUCCUCUACCUCUACCAGAACAUGCUUAUCAACUUCAUCGAAGUCUACGUUCAGCGUGUCAACUCGUCCCGCACCCCUCAGGUCAUUGGUGGGCUCUUGGAUGUCGACUGUGACGAGGGCGUGAUCAAGAACCUCCUCCAGUCCGUCACGGGGCCUAUCCCCGUCGACGAGCUGGUCGAGGAAGUCGAGAAGAGGAACAGGCUCAAGCUGAUCUUGCCCUGGAUUCAGUCGCGUAUCGACGCCGGACAGCAGGAUCAGGGCCUGUACAAUGCCGUGGCCAAGGUCUACAUCGACUCCAACAACAACCCAGAGGCUUUCCUCAAGGAGAACAACCUGUACGAGCCCCGCACUGUCGGCAAAUACUGUGAAAAGCGCGACCCUUACCUUGCGUACAUUGCCUACGCCAAGGGCUUCUGCGACGACGAGCUCAUCGCCAUCACCAACGAGAACACCAUGUUCAAGCACCAGGCCCGCUACCUCGUCAUGCGUCGCCAGCUCGACCUGUGGGCGACGGUGCUGCAGACCGACAAUGUCCAUCGGCGCCAGCUCAUCGACCAGGUCACCUCGACGGCGGUGCCCGAAUCAACGAAUCCCGACGACGUCUCGGCAACGGUCAAAGCCUUUAUGGCCGCCGACUUGCCAAAUGAGCUCAUUGAGCUGCUGGAAAAGAUCAUUCUCGAGCCGUCGGCAUUCAGCGACAACUCGAGUCUCAAGAACCUGCUUAUGCUGACUGCCAUCCGGACCGACAAGGGCAAGGUGAUGAACUAUAUUGAGCAGCUCAGCGGGUACGACGUCGACGAGAUUGCCAAGAUUGCCAUCGACAAUGGCCUUUACGAAGAGGCUUUCCGCAUCUUCAGCAAGGCGGAACAGCACGGCGAUGCCAUGAACGUCCUCGUAGAACACAUUGUGUCGAUUGAGCGCGGUCAGCAAUACGCCACCAAGCUCAACCAGCCCGAGAUCUGGAGCAGGCUUGGUAAGGCGCAGCUCGAUGGCCUGCGGGUCAAGGAUGCAAUUGACUCGUACGUCAAGGCCGAGGACCCGAGCAACUAUGCCGAGGUCAUCGAGAUUGCCGAGCACGCCGGUCGGGAAGAGGAGCUCAUCAAGUUCCUCCAGAUGGCCCGGAAGAAGGCCAGGGAGCCUCAAAUCGACACCGAGUACGCCUACUGCCUGGCAAAGGCGAACCGGCUCAGCGAUAUGGAGGAGUUCCUCUCCAUGACCAACGUGGCCGACGUGCUCAACGUGGGAGAAAAGUGCUUCAACGAGGAGCUCUACAGCGCGGCAAAGAUUCUGUUCAGCAGCAUCGCAAACUACGCCAGGUUGGCGACCACGCUCGUCUACCUCCACGACUUCUCCGGUGCCGUCGAGGCAGCCCGAAAAGCGGGCAACACCUCGGUCUGGAAGCAGGUUCACGCUGCCUGCCUGAGCCAGGGCGAGUUCAAGCUGGCCCAGGUGGCCGGCCUCAACGUCGUCAUUGCGGCUGAGGAGCUGCCUUCGGUUGUGCGAGCCUAUGAAGCUGGUGGACACUUUGACGCCCUCCUGGAUCUUCUCGAGACGUCAUUGGGCUUGGAACGGGCCAACAUGAGCAUCUUUACGGCUGCUGGUGUGGCAUUGGCAAAAUACAAGCCCGAGAGGCUCAUGGACCAUCUCAAGAUCUACGUCUCGCGCUCCAACAUUCCCCAGCUCAUCAAGGCCACCCAGCAAGCCCACCUGCACCAGGCCACCGUCUUCCUCUACACCAAGUACGAUGAGUUCGACAAUGCCAGUCUGCACACGAUCGAGCACCCCGCCGACGCAUGGAACCACGACGAGUUCAAGACGAUGCUGCCAAAGGUGGCCAACAUCGAAAUCCUCUACCGUGCCCUGACGUUCUACCUCGAGCAGCACCCUCUUCUCCUCAACGACCUCCUGGCCGCCAUUCCUCGCGUGGACCCUGGCCGAGUGGUGCGGAUGUUCAAGCGCAAGGACAAUGACAACAUUCCCUUGAUCCGAUCCUGGCUCAUCAGCGUGCAGGAGAAGGACAUCGAGACGGUCAAUGAUGCCUACAAUGAUCUCUUGAUCGAGGAGGAGGACGCCGACACGCUCCGCGCCUCGAUUGACGGCUUCCAGAACUACGACGCAAUCGCCCUCGCCCAGCGGCUGGAGCGGCACGAGCUCCUUGAAUUCCGACGGCUGGCGGCUCACUUGUACAAGAAGCAGUCACGAUGGGACGAGAGCAUCAGCCUGAGCAAGAGUGACCAGCUGUUCCGAGAUGCCAUCGAAACGGCUGCCGUUUCGGGUGACGCCACUGUGGCAGAGGAGCUCAUCUCAUACUUUGUCUCGGUGGGCAACAAGGAGGCGUUUGCGGCCAUGACCUUUGCCUGCUUCGACAUCAUCCGCGAAGACGUCAUCGCUGAGCUGUCGUGGCGGCACGCGCUGCGCGAUUUCGUCAUGCCCUACGAGCUCCAAAGGGCACGGACACGGCACGAGCGCAUGAACGCCCUGGAGCGCGAGCUCAAGGAACUCAGGGAAAAGAAUGUGACAAAGGAAAAGGAGGAGGAAGAUGCACCCAUCUUGGGUCCCGGCGGGCCAAAGCUCAUCACGGGCGCCCCCACGGGCAUGGGCGGUAUGAUGCCUCCCGGUGGGCCCUACGGCGGCAUGAACGGUGGCAUGCCCAUGGGCGCUCAACCGACAGGCUUCAUGGGCGCGCCGGUUGGAGGCAUGUACUGAGGAAUAGACCAAGGACUCUCUUUCAUCUGUCUCUCUCUCACACUUUCCUACCCUUACCCUUACCCUUGUACCACACUUUCUUCUCUUUCUCUCGCGAUGGUUCCCUACUCUCGUUGUUCUCUUGAGGCCUUUACCUUUGUCUCUCUAAAUGUCCACUGAAAUGAAUCGAACGAACUAAGAUAUGCCG